AUGGGACUGACACCAGGAUACGACCGAACCUGCGCGGGAAUAUCUAAAGAGGAGUCUGACGAGCGAGCAGCUAAUGGAGAGCUUCAUGUUGUUCGUCUACGGGUUGAUGACCAGUAUCCUAUGUUCAACGAUCUUGUGUAUGGAAAGACCGGCCAGAAUCGUCCGGUUGGACAACGAGGGGGACACGAGGGUGUAUAUCUAGACCCAAUCCUUAUAAAGUCCGACGGUCACCCAACCUACCAUCUUGCCAAUGUUGUGGAUGAUCACUUCAUGGAGAUAACCCAUGUUAUCCGUGGCACCGAAUGGAUGUCCUCAACGCCCAUGCAUAUGGCUCUGUAUAACGCCUUUGAAUGGAAACCGCCACAGUUUGGCCAUGUACCCCUAUUGGUUGAUAUGAACGGCCAAAAGCUCAGCAAGCGGAACGCAGACAUCGAUAUAUCCUUUUUCAAAGAUCAGCAGGGUAUCUUCCCGGAGACCCUUUCCAACUUUGCAGCCCUACUUGGGUGGUCUCAUACCCGCAAAUCAGACGUGUUCAGCCUAAAGGAGCUAGAAGAGAACCUUACCAAAGGAAACACUGUUGUUGCUUUUGAAAAGCUUUGGUUCCUUCAGAAAGCACACGCUAAACGGUAUGCUGCUGAAGGAGGUCCGCAGUUCGAAGCUAUAACCCAGCAGGUUGUCAAUGCAGUUCUGAGGAGAUUUACCCCUGAAAAUCUAUCGCCUCUUCUCAAAGGCAGGCCACUCAAUAAAUAUGUAGCAUCUCUCCUGCAAGAAGGUGCUCGAUCAUAUACCACCGCUGAAGAAUUCGUUACGCAAAACGAAACAUUCUUCACGCAGGCAAUAAGUCGGCCCGCAUAUACCUCUGCUGCUGCUGCUGCUAAAUAUCCGUCAUCUGAACCAGCGAUCCCAAUAUCCACCCUCCAUACUGCUGCUGCUGUUCUAACCAUGAUCCCCGAGGAGCACUGGACAGCCGAAAUUCAUCGUUCAAAUAUUGCUUCUUAUAUAUUUUCCGAUACUUCAGUCUCCACCCCUGAUGGGGAUGCUUCCAUUGCAAAGACGGAACAGGGGGCUAGAAAAGAGCUUUUCCAUUACCUUCGUUGGGCUCUUUCUGGAGGCGCUCCUGGAAUUGGCAUUCCUAACACUAUGGAGAUAUUAGGACGAGAUGAGACUGUUCGUCGAUUGCAAGACGCUAAAGAGGCCACCAAACCUCUCCUUCCUCAGAAACAAAUGCCAAAUAAAAAAAGGCCUGCGUCAACUGAGGGAGAAUUACAAUCUAAAGCCUGGAUGGGAUCACUUGCUGGCCUGUCCACGUAG
Trichophyton verrucosum HKI 0517 is the source of this 1311-nucleotide messenger RNA. RefSeq lists its product as uncharacterized. Gene Ontology annotation, biological process: glutamyl-tRNA aminoacylation. The coding region runs from base 1 to 1311 and encodes 436 amino acids. Lineage: Eukaryota; Fungi; Ascomycota; Eurotiomycetes; Onygenales; Arthrodermataceae. The transcript is spliced from 3 exons. Gene Ontology annotation, molecular function: tRNA binding; glutamate-tRNA ligase activity; ATP binding. The record is from RefSeq and is a predicted model, not a curated record.